UCACUCUGUUUUUAUACAAAAAAAAAAAAAAAUUCGAAAUGUCGGACGCUGUGGACAAAAUGUUGGCGGGAAUGGCCAUCAAUCGGCAGACGAUGAACCGGCAGUUAACCAAGAUAGACGAGAUAAUGGAGAGAUCAAACAACACUCUACUCCACAUCGAGUCCAACAGCAAGGCACUCAGUCAGAAUGUGGCUCUCGCGGACUCCCAAAAGGUUUACAACCUUCGCCCGGAGGAGGAGAUGUCGCUUUCCAAGAUCCUGGAGAACUUUAAGCUGCUGAUGCGGAGCAGCGACCAGCGGGAGGAGGCCUUCAGCGCUUUGGACGGCUGUCUGGCCUACCGGCAUCGCGUGGAGCACCUGGGCAGCUCUGUGAGGAAACUGGUGGCCCUCUACGACACCGUGGGCCAGAUGAGGAGCUCCCAGGAGGAGCGGGAAGUCAGCGAUGAGUCGCCCUAA
Drosophila takahashii is the source of this 455-nucleotide messenger RNA. RefSeq names its product mitotic spindle density 1 (gene msd1). The record is from RefSeq and is a predicted model, not a curated record. NCBI's taxonomy places the organism in Eukaryota, Metazoa, Arthropoda, Insecta, Diptera, Drosophilidae.